Pleurotus ostreatus (oyster mushroom) is the source of this 894-nucleotide messenger RNA. RefSeq lists its product as uncharacterized. Bases 1 to 894 code for a protein of 297 amino acids. The transcript has 5 exons. NCBI's taxonomy places the organism in Eukaryota, Fungi, Basidiomycota, Agaricomycetes, Agaricales, Pleurotaceae. The record is from RefSeq and is a predicted model, not a curated record.
AUGAAAUCUGUCUUCGCCCUCGCCAUCUUCGCCGCCGUCGCUACCAGCAGCGUACGCGCUGCCCCCCAACUCAAGACCCGUACAGCGCCAGACGACGUCGCGGUGCUCAAUUAUGCACUGACGCUUGAGCACCUUGAGAACGCGUUCUACGCGGGCGCCCUUGCACAAUUCGACGACAAGGCCUUCGCCGAUGCCGGCUUGCCGCCGUCUGCUCGCGCGCGCUUUGUCGAGGUCUCCGAACACGAGAAGGCCCACGUGAAUUUGCUCAGCGAAGUGCUUGGGGAGAAGGCGACGAAGCCGUGCAAUUACGUCUUUCCGUAUUUUGAUCCCCGGUCGUUCGCAGCCUUGAGCCAACUUCUUGAGGGCGUUGGCGUGUCGGCAUACACCGGUGCUGCUGCGCUCAUCAAGGACAAGACCUACCUGACGACCGCAGCAAGCAUACUGUCCACCGAGGCGCGACACGCUGCCUACGUGCAAUCUGCCGUGAACAACCUCGCGCCCUGGUCAGGGGCCUUCGACAUUCCCCUUAGUAUGGCCUCAGUCUACAGUCUCGCCGCAAUGUUCAUCACCUCAUGCCCCGGCGCGAACAGCAUCCUGCGGGUCAAGCCCUUCCCCGCCCUCACUGUCGUGACACACGACCCGAAGCCCGGCUCCAAGGCGACCCUCAAGUUCGACGCCCCCCGCGGCGCCGGCGACCUGUACAUGGCGUUCUUCACCGGUCUGUCAAAGAAGUUCGUCAAGAUCCAGAACAACGAGGUGGCCAUUCCACCCGACCUCCGCGGAACUGUCUAUGGGGUUGUUUCCAAGAGCGCAAACUCGACGACGGAUGACGAUGUCGUAGCUGGGGUAGCGACUUUGCAGUUCGACUUCGCUUCGAGCGACCGCCUUGGCUAA